Molecule: messenger RNA, 5680 nt
Organism: Ictidomys tridecemlineatus (thirteen-lined ground squirrel)
Lineage: Eukaryota; Metazoa; Chordata; Mammalia; Rodentia; Sciuridae
Source: RefSeq, a predicted model, not a curated record
CCAAAUGUCCAGUGUAUGAGCCCUUCAGCACCCAGGAGUACAGGUGGCUGUACUUUUGAUGAUGGUCCAGGAGCCUGUGAUUACCACCAGGAUCUGUAUGAUGAUUUUGAAUGGGUACAUGUUAGUGCUCAAGAGCCCCAUUAUCUGCCACCUGAAAUGCCUCAAGGUUCCUAUAUGAUAGUGGACUCUUCAGAUCAUGACCCUGGAGAAAAAGCCAGGCUGCAGCUGCCCACCAUGAAGGAGAAUGACACUCACUGCAUUGACUUCAGCUACCUGUUGUACAGCCAGAAGGGGCUGAAUCCUGGCACUCUGAACAUAUUAGUGAGAGUGAAUAAAGGACCUCUUGCUAAUCCAAUUUGGAAUGUGACUGGAUUCACUGGAAGAGAGUGGCUUCGGGCUGAGCUAGCAGUGAGCACCUUUUGGCCAAAUGAGUAUCAGGUAAUAUUUGAAGCCGAAGUCUCAGGAGGGAGAAGCGGCUAUAUUGCCAUUGAUGACAUCCAAGUACUGAGUUAUCCUUGUGAUAAAUCUCCUCAUUUCCUCCGUCUGGGGGAUGUAGAGGUCAACGCAGGGCAGAAUGCUACAUUUCAGUGUAUUGCUACUGGGAGAGAUGCUGUGCAUAACAAGUUAUGGCUGCAGAGACGAAAUGGAGAAGAUAUACCUGUAGCCCAGACUAAGAACAUCAAUCACAGAAGAUUUGCUGCUUCCUUUAGAUUGCAAGAAGUGACAAAAACUGAUCAGGAUUUGUAUCGCUGUGUGACUCAGUCAGAACGAGGUUCUGGUGUGUCCAAUUUUGCUCAACUUAUUGUGAGAGAACCACCAAGACCCAUUGCUCCUCCCCAGCUACUUGGUGUUGGGCCUACAUAUUUGUUGAUUCAACUGAAUGCCAAUUCAAUCAUUGGAGAUGGUCCCAUUAUCCUGAAAGAAGUAGAAUAUCGAAUGACAUCAGGAUCCUGGACAGAAACCCAUGCAGUCAAUGCUCCAACUUAUAAAUUGUGGCAUUUAGAUCCAGAUACUGAAUAUGAGAUUCGAGUACUACUCACAAGACCUGGGGAAGGUGGAACAGGACUUCCAGGACCUCCGUUAAUCACCAGAACCAAAUGUGCAGAGCCUAUGCGCACCCCAAAGACUCUGAAGAUUGCCGAGAUACAAGCAAGACGCAUUGCCGUGGACUGGGAAUCCUUGGGUUACAACAUUACUCGCUGCCACACUUUUAAUGUCACUAUCUGCUACCAUUAUUUUCGUGGUCACAAUGAGAGUAAGGCAGACUGUUUGGACAUGGACCCCAAAGCCCCUCAGCAUGUUGUGAACCAUCUGCCACCUUAUACCAACGUCAGCCUCAAGAUGAUCCUUACCAAUCCAGAAGGAAGAAAGGAGAGUGAAGAGACAAUUAUUCAAACUGAUGAAGAUGUUCCUGGGCCUGUCCCCGUCAAAUCUCUUCAAGGAACAUCCUUUGAAAACAAGAUCUUCUUGAACUGGAAAGAACCUUUGGAUCCUAAUGGAAUCAUCACUCAAUAUGAGGUCAGUUAUAGCAGCAUACGAUCAUUUGAUCCUGCAGUUCCAGUGGCUGGACCUCCCCAGACAGUGUCCAAUUUAUGGAAUAGCACACACCAUGUCUUUAUGCAUCUCCACCCUGGAACUACCUAUCAGUUUUUCAUAAGAGCCAGCACAGUCAAAGGCUUUGGGCCAGCCACUUCCAUCAACGUGACCACCAAUAUCUCAGCUCCAACUUUGCCAGACUAUGAAGGAGUUGAUGCCUCUCUCAAUGAAACUGCAACCACAAUAACUGUAUUGUUGAGACCAGCUCAAGCCAAAGGUGCACCUAUCAGUGCUUACCAAAUUGUUGUGGAAGAGCUGCACCCACAUCGAACGAAAAGAGAAGCCGGGGCCAUGGAGUGCUACCAGGUUCCUGUCACCUACCAAAACGCCAUGAGCGGGGGGGCACCCUAUUACUUUGCUGCAGAAUUACCCCCUGGGAAUCUACCUGAACCUGCUCCAUUCACUGUGGGUGACAAUCGGACCUACCAAGGCUUCUGGAACCCUCCCUUGGCUCCACGCAAAGGAUACAACAUCUAUUUCCAGGCAAUGAGCAGUGUGGAGAAGGAAACUAAAACCCAGUGUGUACGAAUUGCUACAAAAGCAGCAGCAACAGAAGAACCAGAAGUGAUCCCAGAUCCUGCCAAGCAGACAGACAGAGUGGUGAAAAUCGCAGGAAUUAGUGCUGGAAUAUUGGUGUUCAUCCUCCUCCUCCUAGUUGUCAUAUUAAUUGUAAAAAAGAGGAGGAGCUACUAUUCUUACUCCUACUACCUCAAGCUGGCUAAAAAGCGCAAAGAUGCAAUGGGCAACACUCGGCAAGAGAUGACUCACAUGGUGAAUGCUAUGGACCGAAGCUAUGCUGACCAGAGCACUCUGCAUGCAGAAGAUCCUCUUUCCAUCACCUUCAUGGACCAACAUAAUUUUAGUCCAAGAUUGCCCAAUGAUCCACUUGUGCCGACUGCUGUGUUAGUCCCUAUAACUGAUGAGAACCACAGCGCUGCUACAGCAGAAUCCAGUCGCCUUCUAGAUGUACCUCGCUACCUCUGUGAGGGGACAGAAUCCCCUUAUCAGACAGGACAGCUGCACCCAGCCAUCAGGGUAGCCGACCUUCUGCAACACAUUAACCUCAUGAAGACGUCAGACAGCUAUGGGUUCAAAGAGGAAUAUGAGAGCUUCUUUGAAGGUCAAUCAGCAUCUUGGGAUGUAGCUAAAAAAGAUCAAAACAGAGCAAAAAACCGAUAUGGAAACAUUAUAGCAUAUGAUCACUCCAGAGUAAUUUUACAACCUGUUGAAGAUGAUCCUUCUUCAGAUUACAUUAAUGCCAACUAUAUAGAUAUUUGGCUGUACAGGGAUGGCUACCAGAGACCAAGCCACUACAUUGCAACUCAAGGUUAUCACUGUCAGUCAGUUCUAGUACCCAUAAUUAUGUUUAAUGGCUUCAUUUUGGUCCUUUUGAAAACACUUCUUUCCAUCUUUGUACAGAGGGGAUACAAUGAAAUUCGUGAAGUUAAACAGUUCCAUUUCACGGGCUGGCCUGACCAUGGAGUGCCAUACCAUGCUACCGGGCUUCUUUCUUUUAUCCGGAGAGUCAAGUUAUCCAACCCUCCUAGUGCAGGCCCCAUUGUUGUUCACUGCAGUGCUGGGGCUGGACGAACUGGCUGUUACAUUGUGAUUGACAUCAUGCUGGACAUGGCUGAAAGAGAGGGUGUUGUUGAUAUCUAUAACUGUGUCAAAGCCUUAAGAUCUCGUCGUAUCAAUAUGGUCCAGACAGAGGAACAGUACAUUUUUAUUCAUGAUGCCAUUUUAGAAGCCUGCUUAUGUGGAGAAACUGCUAUCCCUGUCUGUGAAUUUAAAGCUGCGUAUUUUGAUAUGAUUAGAAUAGACUCUCAGACUAACUCUUCACAUCUCAAAGAUGAAUUUCAGACUCUGAAUUCAGUCACCCCUCGACUACAAGCUGAAGACUGCAGUAUAGCAUGCCUGCCAAGGAACCAUGACAAGAACCGUUUCAUGGACAUGCUGCCACCUGACAGAUGUCUGCCUUUUUUAAUUACAAUUGAUGGGGAGAGCAGUAACUACAUCAAUGCUGCUCUUAUGGAUAGCUACAGGCAACCAGCUGCUUUCAUUGUCACACAAUACCCACUGCCAAACACUGUGAAAGACUUCUGGAGAUUAGUGUAUGAUUAUGGCUGUACUUCCAUUGUGAUGCUAAAUGAAGUCGACUUGUCCCAGGGCUGCCCCCAGUACUGGCCAGAAGAGGGGAUGCUACGAUACGGCCCUAUUCAAGUGGAAUGUAUGUCUUGUUCAAUGGAUUGUGAUGUGAUCAACCGGAUAUUUAGGAUAUGUAAUUUAACAAGACCACAGGAAGGUUAUCUGAUGGUACAGCAGUUCCAAUAUCUAGGUUGGGCUUCUCAUCGAGAAGUGCCUGGCUCCAAACGAUCAUUUUUGAAGCUGAUUCUGCAGGUGGAAAAAUGGCAGGAAGAAUGUGAGGAGGGGGAAGGCCGGACGAUCAUCCACUGCUUAAAUGGUGGUGGUCGAAGUGGUAUGUUCUGUGCCAUAGGCAUCGUUGUUGAAAUGGUGAAACGGCAAAAUGUUGUUGAUGUUUUCCAUGCAGUAAAGACACUGAGGAACAGCAAGCCAAACAUGGUGGAAGCCCCAGAACAGUACCGUUUCUGCUAUGAUGUAGCUUUGGAGUACCUGGAAACAUCUUAGUUGGGUGAGACUUUUUACAGUGCAUCCAACUGGAAACCGAUUCACCUGUUGAGCCAGCAACUGUUGUACCUGUUACACCUGUGCAGAAAGAUUUUAAUGUGGGGGGUGGGAGGAUUUUACAUUUGAGAGGUAAAAGUAUUUUUCUUAUGAAGUUGUGUAUCUUAAUAAAAAGGACUUGAUUAGUUUCUAUUACUGUAUUAAAGUGUCCACAUUUAGUGUCACAUAAAUUAUAUUUAAUAAGAACCAGAUUCAAAUGAGAACUUAUCAGUGUUUGUACAGUGAAUAUGCAGCCUUUUCUCCUCAUUUCAGUCAAACAACCACCACAUGUUGCAUGAAUUCGUACUUUCUAUGUGGCAUUUCUCUCCCUUUUUAAAAGAAAAGCUGUUGAAUCUUUAAAGAAAGAAGAAAAAAAAAGCUGUGCAAAUUCAUAGUAACUUUCAUUUUUUAUAUGUUCCAAGUGUAGCAGAUCUCUAUAUAAAUAUAUAAAUAUAUAUAACUGGCUUAUUUUCUUUUAAUGUGCAAUGAUGGCUGGAUCAUUUAAAGUUCUUUUUAGAAAAUAACAUAAGCCAAAGACUCAAGUGUAAAUAUGUCUAUAUGGAGAAAGCACAUUAUAUUUAUUGGUUACUUACAUUCCUUUUUUGAUGGCUAAAAUACUACCACCACACAAUCAUUUUUGUUUCCGAAGAAAGCUUUUUCUUUAGCUAAAAUCAACUGCAAACGAUUUUUGUAGAUUAUUUUUUGUAUGUUUUAGUGUAAGUAGAGGAUAAACUUUUUAUUCAUAAACCAGGAAGCAAUGUUCUUUAUAGUGAUUCUCUUGUGUACAUGCUUGUGAAUUAAAUUUAUGUGAAACAUCUUGGCAAUUGUCUAUUAAUAGAGGACCAAAUUAAAACGUUUUGCUGAAAAUGUAUAGUUUUUCACAAUUUCAUUAGGUGAACAAUGGUUUGGUGAUCAUAUACGAGAAAUACACACAUUAAAAGGCCUUGCUGGUGACUUGCACAAUGUUGAACAUAGCCUGUAAGCAUUGUUUAAAUUUUUAAGGAAUCAAUCUUUUCAGCCUGUGGCCAAGCACUGGUAGAGAACAUAAGAUGGCAACAUUUAUGCUUUCAGGGUCAAGUUUUAGCAAACUGUAAACUGUCAAGGUGAUGAAAUGUUUCUUUUGAUGUUUAACUGCACAUGCUUUGGGUUCUGACCGUAGAAAAUGUAAACGAAUCAAUGCCAGAUUCCUGUUUUGAGCGUUAACACAGGAUACUCAAGUAAACCUAAAUGUGGUCUUGUUCACAUGCUCCUUGUAGCUGUAACUUCACAUCAUCGGCUUGCAGUUUGUUACUGACUACAGCAUUCCAGUGUCCUCUUUCUAGAUUGCCAGUUCAUGACAUGGUGCUUAUAGAGAUUUAAUUAAAGUAAGAGUGAAAUAAAGUUUUUGUAAUUAUAACAGUUA